Messenger RNA from Tyto alba (common barn owl), 1000 nucleotides. Its product is annotated as transmembrane protein 182-like. NCBI's taxonomy places the organism in Eukaryota, Metazoa, Chordata, Aves, Strigiformes, Tytonidae. The transcript is spliced from 6 exons. Gene Ontology annotation, cellular component: membrane. Bases 9 to 929 code for a protein of 306 amino acids. The record is from RefSeq and is a predicted model, not a curated record.
CUCGCUGGAUGUCAUCGGUCCGGCACAGCAAGCCCAGCAGAUCCGCUUCGAACAGCGGCGCAUUCAGCAGCCCUGGGUCAGUGAUCACAGGACCACGAGCCGGUGACCCUGGAAACUUCAGUGUUUUUCUUCUUUUCCGAUUUUCAACUCUGCUGCCUACCUGCUGCCCCAUGAAGGCUGGAGUAGCUGCCCUCACAGCCGGGAUCCUCGGCGGCACCGGCGUGUUGCUUUUUCUCAUUGCUUUUGGGACGGAUUACUGGCUUCUAGCUACAGAGACCUGCGGUGUCUUCGAGCAUGAGAAUAGCACUCUCUGGACCAGGGAGGGUGAAAUGCUGACAGAGAUCAGGAAGGAGCCGACAGAGAUCAGGAAGGAGAUCCUCACUUUCCAUCAUGAGGGCUUCUUCUGGCGGUGCUGGUUCUUUGGCGAGGGCCACCCAGAGACCAUCUGGACCUUCUGGUACACCAGUCAAGCACACCCCAAGUUCUGCAUGCAUGGCCACCUCUUUCCCAUGCCCAUUGCUCUUGGACCUUUCCCCCAUCCUUCCUACGACACAACUGCAGUGUACAGAGGCUUCUGGACGGCGUUCAUCAUGCUGGCUGUCGCUUCUGGGCUGGUGGGAGGGCUGCUGCUGGUGUGCGGCGUGCCCUUCGUCAGCCCCCGGUCCUACAAAGUGGGAGGCGGAUUCCUCCUCGCCUCGGGAGGCUUAUUUCUCCUGCUCAUAUUUCUCUUUGUGAUCUGGAAGGAGUUUGCUGCUGAUUUUCAGAAGUACAUCCUUCUGGAGAGAAGUGAGAAGUGCAUGGACAUUGUACCUGUGCAUGUGUACUACGGGUGGUCAUUUAUGUUCGCUGCAGCUGGUGUGCCCCUGGUUUUACUUUCUGGACUCCUCUUUUACCUGAUCGGCAGAGACAUUAUGAAGUCCCUGGAGUAAGACAAACUUGCCACACUGAGAAAGCCUUUGAGAAAGUUCGUGAUGCUCCUUGUAAUGAAACGUUCACAAGU